UUCUAAUAGGAGAAGAUAAGGCGUUUGAAUUUGCUGUUAGAUUACUCAAAUUCAAUUGCUAUGGAGCUUAUGGUUUUGCACAUUCGCAAUUAGAAAAGCGCUUUGCUGGCUCCCUUCCUUGUAGAAAGGCAAAGGCAAAUAUGGAACUGGCCAGCACUGCAAAUGGUGGUUGUAUCAUGUGGUUCUUUAGGGAUAGAGGUUUUGAUGACAAGAGCAUACGUGAAAUGUUCAGAAAGUGUAAGCGACUUGAGGGCGUGCAAAGGGAAAGAGCAUCUGAAAAUUGGAGUUACUUGAAAAGCAUUGGUAUUCAAGAGAGAAAGCUCCCUUAUGUUGUUUCUAAGUGUCCUAAAAUUCUUACUCUUGGCCUCAAUGAGAAGCUAAUCCCAAUGGUUGAGUGCCUUUCUACACUAUCUGCAAAAAGAAGUGAAGUUGUUUCUGCCAUAACCAAAUUUCCUCACAUACUUUCUCAUAGUCUGGAAGAGAAGCUCUGUCCGCUUUUAGCAUUCUUUCAGGCAUUGGGUGUGCCUGAAAAGCAACUUGGCAAGAUAAUAUUGCUAAACCCAAGGCUUAUCAGUUACAGCAUUGAUUCCAAGCUGACAGAGAUUGUGGAUUUUCUCGCUAGUCUUGGCCUUGCCGGAGAUGGAAUGAUUGGUAAAGUUCUGGUGAAACAUCCUUUCAUAAUGGGUUAUAGUGUUGAGAAAAGGCUACGACCUACUUCAGAAUUUAUGAAGUCAGUUGGUCUCACAGAGUUGAAUCUUCAAACAGUGGUCAUGAACUUCCCUGAAGUUUUGUGUAGAGAUGUGGACAAAACCCUGCGACCAAAUCUUGCAUAUUUAAAGAACCGUGGAUUUGAGGAUAGACAAAUAGCAGCUUUGGUCACUGGUUAUCCUCCUGUUCUAGUCAAGAGUAUAAGAAAUUCUUUGGAACCUAGGAUGAACUUUUUGGUGGAGGUAAUGGGGAGACAGAUUGAUGAAGCUGCUGAAUAUCCCAACUUCUUUCAGCAUAGUUUUAAGAAGACAUUGGAAUUGCGACACAAACUUUUGAAACAGAAGAAUAUAGAGUGUAGUUUGAGCGAGAUGCUGGAAUGCAAUCAAAAGAAGUUCUUAAUGAAGUUCGGUUUACUUGAACAAUGUUCCUGAGAUUAAUGUGUUCUUGCAGUUCCUUUAUCUGUGAGUGAAUUCAAUUUUUACAUUGAUUCAACUCUUAAUGAGAACUCAAGUUUGUUUCCUGCAUCUGUUUGGAAAUUUGUUCACUGUUAUAUGCGUAGGAGCAUUCUACUUUAUUGUAGCCACAAUUAAAAGUAGCUUGUGUUUAUUAGAGAUUUUCUUUAAUCCCAGAGGAAUUACUUCACAUGUUUCCUAUAAUGAAAAUUUGGCGAUGCUACUAAUGUCAGUUGUUUGAACAUAUGAAACUCUUAUAGUACAACUAUUGGAUUCAAUC
Molecule: messenger RNA, 1440 nt
Organism: Jatropha curcas
Lineage: Eukaryota; Viridiplantae; Streptophyta; Magnoliopsida; Malpighiales; Euphorbiaceae
Gene: PDE191
Product: Mitochondrial transcription termination factor family protein
Biological process (GO): regulation of DNA-templated transcription
Molecular function (GO): double-stranded DNA binding
Source: RefSeq, a predicted model, not a curated record